GCCGCUUCCGGGGCGGGCCGGGGGUUCCUGCGGGGGAGGCGGCCCGGUCCCGCUGCACCGCCGGGAUGAUCAACGCCAUCCUGGUGUUCAACAACCACGGCAAGCCGCGGCUCGUCCGCUUCUACCAGCACCUGGCAGAGGAGCUCCAGCAGCAGAUCAUCCGUGAGACUUUCCACCUGGUGCUCAAGCGGGAUGACCACAUCUGCAACUUCCUGGAGUGCGGCAGCCUCUUUGGUGGCUCCGACUACAAGCUGAUCUAUCGCCACUACGCCACGUUGUACUUUGUCUUCUGCGUGGACUCCUCCGAGAGCGAGCUGGGCAUCCUGGACCUCAUCCAGGUGUUUGUGGAGACGCUGGACAAGUGUUUCGAGAAUGUCUGUGAGCUGGACCUCAUCUUCCACAUGGACAAGGUUCACCACAUCUUGCAGGAGGUGGUGAUAGGUGGCAUGGUGCUGGAGACCAACAUGAAUGAGAUCGUGGCGCAGGUGGAGGCCCAGAGCAAGCUGGAGAAGGCGGAGGGAGGCCUCUCUGCUGCUCCCUCCCGUGCUGUCUCAGCUGUGAAGAACAUCAACCUGCCAGAGAUCCCUCGCAACAUCAACAUUGGAGACAUCAACAUCAAAGUGCCCAACCUGUCGCAGUUCAUGUGAGCUCGGGGGGUCGGCUGGGGAGCGGAGCUGGGCAGUGGGAUGGCUGCCUGUCCAUCUCUCACCUUAGACCUGGGCUCUGCUCGUGGGUCUCCUGAUGCCAAGGGUGGCCCCUUCUCCUGCCUCCCCACGGAUGCACAGCUGCAGGGGGGAGAGCUGGGGCUGGCCUCUCCCACACUUCUUGGGAUUCCUGGUUGUAAAAACACACCUGGAUCUGGUGGCUCCUGGAGACUGCUGUCCCCUCCAUCCUCCCCAGGCUGGGCUGUCCCCUGCUCUGUGUGCCCAAGCCUGUCCUGGUCCUGCACACUGGGGUCAGUACCAGUGGGCUCGGGGCUGCUUGCGGGAGCUGUUGCCAGCUCCAGGGCCGCUGGUGGCACAGAUGGAUCUGGGGGACACUGGUGAUGAGAGGGCCAGGAGCUGCCUUUCCCAGCUGGACAAGUCUGUGCUGAGAGCUGUGGGGAGAAGAGCUACCACCUCCCAGGGUCAGAGCCUUUUGGAGUGUGUACCCAUGUCCUGGAGCAUGUCCCUGUUUCCUGGAGCGUGUCCCUGUGCCCUAGAGCAUGUGCCUGUGUAUCUCUUAAUAAACCAUGCUGUGUAUGUGUCA
Messenger RNA from Apus apus (common swift), 1248 nucleotides. RefSeq names its product adaptor related protein complex 3 subunit sigma 2 (gene AP3S2). Gene Ontology annotation, biological process: intracellular protein transport; Golgi to vacuole transport. The transcript has 6 exons. The record is from RefSeq and is a predicted model, not a curated record. The coding region runs from base 66 to 647 and encodes 193 amino acids. Lineage: Eukaryota; Metazoa; Chordata; Aves; Apodiformes; Apodidae. Gene Ontology annotation, cellular component: intracellular membrane-bounded organelle; membrane coat; AP-3 adaptor complex.